GUCGGAAACUCGCGCCUCAGCUUUCUCAGAGUUCGCACUGCGGAGCGGAGCUAACAUACUUGGUCGGGAAUCAGAAUCGCCGUUUUCAGAUAUCGUGUCAAUCCGAGUCUCCUCCAGCAUAUACCAAUCCUCUUCGUUACUCAACUGGAUCAUUCAUUCUUGCACCUAACGGUCGGUGGUCUGUCACUGCGGUAGCUUGUUCAUUCCUUUUGCAGCUGCACAGAUCCAGCUACUAGCCAUCCUUAGCUCGCCCUAUCCACCAUGAACGCCCUGAGAGGUUGCGCCUCUUCGACGCUGAGACGAUGCUCAUCCAGAGGUUAUGCCAGUGUCUCGGCGGGUGUGCCCUACCAACAAACCCGCAGCAAUCUCAAGAUUGAUGCCAACACAAAGGUCAUUUUCCAAGGCUUCACUGGCAAGCAGGGAACAUUCCAUGCCCAACAAGCCAUUGACUACGGAACAAAAGUGGUUGGUGGAACAAACCCCAAGAAGGCUGGAACAACACAUCUUGGUCUUCCUGUCUUUGGGAAUGUUGCCGACGCUGUCAAGGAGACUGGAGCCAAUGCUACUUGCCUCUUCGUCCCUCCUCCUUUAGCAGCUGCCGGUAUCGAAGAAGCAAUUGAAGCAGAGGUCCCCUUGGUCGUUUGCAUCACCGAAGGCAUUCCACAGCACGAUAUGGUCCGCGUCACCAAUAUCCUGAAAACCCAGUCAAAGACACGUCUUCUUGGACCCAACUGCCCAGGCAUCAUCGCCCCUGGACAAUGCAAGAUUGGCAUCAUGCCCGGUUUCAUCCAUAAGCGCGGUCGCGUUGGAAUCGUGUCAAGAUCAGGAACGUUGACAUACGAAGCCGUCAAUCAAACUACCCAAGCAGGUUUGGGUCAGUCGCUCGUUAUCGGCAUUGGAGGUGAUCCGUUCAGCGGAACCAACUUUAUCGAUGCCCUGUCCGUAUUCCUGGCCGACGAAGAAACGGAAGGAAUCAUCAUGAUUGGUGAAAUCGGAGGAAGUGCGGAAGAAGAUGCUGCCGAAUUCUUGAAGAGCGAGAACAAACAGAACAAGCCCGCCGUCAGCUUCAUCGCCGGCAUCAGCGCACCCCCAGGUCGGCGAAUGGGUCACGCAGGAGCCAUUGUCAGUGGAGGCAAAGGUGGUGCCGAUUCCAAGAUCUCUGCCCUAGAAGCUGCAGGAGUUAUCGUACAGAGAAGCCCCGCAUUGCUCGGCAAGAGUCUGCACGAACAGUUUGUGAGUCGAGAUCUGCUCUAAGCCAGGUGAGCUGGGUCUCCUCAAAUAUGAGAGGUGUUGAAUAGCUGCGGGUUGCGAGUUCCUGUCUUCUGUAGCACGUCCAAGUUAUCAGAAAGGAGGAAGGUUUUUGCGAUGGUGUAUGUCUAAACAUUUCCAUUUAUCACUGCUUUGCAACUCGUUCCAAGUACCAACAGCUCUUUCCUGGCAGCUGCAUUCUCAGAGAACUGAAGGUAUUUACCCUGCCUAUCUGUCUAAAACCCCGCGCGUG
This is a messenger RNA of Exophiala mesophila, 1501 nucleotides long. RefSeq lists its product as uncharacterized. Gene Ontology annotation, biological process: tricarboxylic acid cycle. NCBI's taxonomy places the organism in Eukaryota, Fungi, Ascomycota, Eurotiomycetes, Chaetothyriales, Herpotrichiellaceae. The transcript is spliced from 7 exons. Gene Ontology annotation, cellular component: mitochondrion; succinate-CoA ligase complex (ADP-forming). Bases 262 to 1254 code for a protein of 330 amino acids. The record is from RefSeq and is a predicted model, not a curated record. Gene Ontology annotation, molecular function: succinate-CoA ligase (GDP-forming) activity; succinate-CoA ligase (ADP-forming) activity.